Fusarium odoratissimum NRRL 54006 is the source of this 1800-nucleotide messenger RNA. RefSeq lists its product as uncharacterized. Gene Ontology annotation, molecular function: prenyltransferase activity. NCBI's taxonomy places the organism in Eukaryota, Fungi, Ascomycota, Sordariomycetes, Hypocreales, Nectriaceae. The transcript has 4 exons. The record is from RefSeq and is a predicted model, not a curated record. The coding region runs from base 1 to 1800 and encodes 599 amino acids. Gene Ontology annotation, biological process: isoprenoid biosynthetic process.
AUGGAUGAGUUAACCUAUCAGUCAAGGCUCAUCCCCCGAGAGGAGGCGCAGCGAACAGGCUGCUUCACAUCCUUACCCAUCCGCAUCCAUCCCCGCAAUGACAUUGCCGACGCUGCAACAGCCAAGUUCAUUGCAGAAUGGGCCAAGCAUUUCCAUGAUGGCAGAGAGAAGAGAGCUCGCUUCUGCCCUUCCCCUGUGGGUAAUUGGAAUUCGUUGCUCUAUCCCGAGGCCAUGCCUGAAAGGCUCGGCGCUGUUUCUUAUCUAUUGGACCUUGGCCUUAUUCACAACGAUUUGAAUGAGGAGCUCAGCGUCCAAGAUUCCAAGACAGCGCAUGAACAUAUGAAACCUGCUUUGGACCCGCAGGACAUCCGCAAGUGGGACCCAAACUCGCCUCAGAUGAAAUUCAAGAUGCUCUUAUCCGAGUGUGUUGUUGAGUGUAUCAAAAUAGAUCGUGAGCUUGGCAUAUCCAUGCUCAAGGCCUUUCGCGUUCUGUGGCUGGACGUUGCUGAGAACGCCAGCAGCGAAGAGCCUCAGACACUGGACGACUACUGGCGUGUACGAAGGUCAAAUGGUGGCUUGAGCGUUUUCUGGCCCAUAGUUCUCUUCGUCACAAACCUCCACCUCUCGGAGGAUCAACAUGCUCUGGUCCAGCCCAUUAUCGUCGCGGCGGAGGAGACUCAGUGUUGGGCGAAUGACUACUUCAGUUACGAACGCGAAGCUUGGGAAUUUGAGACCGGAAAGGCGAAGUGCAUCGUCAAUCUUGUGGGGAUGUUGUCUCGGACCAAGGGACUGUCGAGUACAGAUGCCAAGGCAGAAGUCAAAGGGAUGAUCUUGGAGGCAGAGGCCAAAUAUUGCCGGCUCCGCGACGAUCUUUACAUCGGCCUGUCGAUCUCCGGCAACCAUUAUUGGCUCUCGGGUUGUUCAGGGCAAAAUACGGGGAAAACCAAUGGCAUCCGCAAUGACACAAAAAGCGAGGGGAGCGAGCUCAUCGCGGCCCUGAACUUAUGGUUCAAAGUGCCUCCGGGGGCGCUGGGACACAUUAAUUCAGCCAUCGACAUGUUACACAACGCGUCGCUUAUCCUGGACGACAUCCAGGACAACUUGCCGCUGCGGCGUGGGGUUCCCGCCGCCCACGUCGUCUUUGGAGCAGCGCAGUCCAUCAACAGCGCGACCUUCAUGUUUGUCAAUGCAACGGCGGUAGUCAUCUCGAAGCUCUGCCCGGCGGCGCUGAAAGCGCUGCUGGAGGGUCUCGAGACACUCUUCUUGGGCCAGAGCUGGGACCUGUACUGGAAGCACAACCUGCAAUGCCCGAGCGAGGCUGAGUACGUGAGGAUGGUGGACCACAAGACGGGCGGCAUGUUUAUCAUGCUGGUGCGGCUGAUAAUGGCCGAGAGCCCGUAUUGCGGAAGUGAGGUCGUCGAGGACCUGGAGACGCUGAUGCGGCUGCUGGGACGUUUCUACCAGAUUCGCGAUGACUAUCUGAACUUCAGUGCCUACGCGUCCCAAAAGGGCUUCGCCGAGGACCUGGACGAGGGCAAGUUCUCGUUCCCCAUCGUAUGCGGCAUUGAGAAGCAUCCUGAGUCGCGUGGCCAAAUCCUCGCCGUCUUUAGACAGCGCCCGGCCAGCGCGGCCGCUGAGGCUAAGUCGCUGUCCAGAAAGGUCAAGGAAUAUAUGAUCAAGUGCAUUGUGUCGUCUGGCGGCUUCGACGAGACUCUGAAGUGCUUGACGAGCAUGGAGCACGAGAUCGAGCUAGGGAUGGUCAAGAUUGAAGAGAGAUCGGGCCAAGCUAAUUCCCUCUGA